This is a messenger RNA of Ochotona princeps (American pika), 2116 nucleotides long. It is a transcript of the gene POGLUT3, whose product is annotated as protein O-glucosyltransferase 3. The record is from RefSeq and is a predicted model, not a curated record. Gene Ontology annotation, molecular function: protein binding; glucosyltransferase activity. NCBI's taxonomy places the organism in Eukaryota, Metazoa, Chordata, Mammalia, Lagomorpha, Ochotonidae. Gene Ontology annotation, cellular component: endomembrane system. The transcript has 8 exons. The coding region runs from base 79 to 1611 and encodes 510 amino acids.
GGCCCCCGCCCCGGCCCGCGGCGCUCCCGGGCCCGCCUCGCCGCCACCGCGGAGUCGGAGCUCAGCGGCCCGGCAACCAUGCGCCGCCUGCCCCGGGCCGCAGCUCUGCUGGUGCUGCAGCUCGCCCUGCUGGGAGCCGCGGCCGGGGCGCCCGAGGCGCUGGUGAGCGCGCCGCGGAGCCUGGUCUGGGGGCCCGGGCUGCAGGCGGCCGUCGUUCUGCCCGUCCGCUAUUUCUACGUGCAGGCGGUCAACUCGGAGGGCCAGAACUUCACUCGCUCGCCCCCAGGUGAAACGUUAUUCAAAGUAGUAGUCAAAUCUCUUUCUCCUAAAGAUUUAGUCCGGAUUCAUGUCCCAAAGCCUUUGGACAGGAACGAUGGAACAUUUUUGAUGAGAUACAGAAUGUAUGAAACUGUCAGUGAAGGUCUAAGAAUAGAGGUGCUUUAUGAUGGUGAACACGUGUCUCAGUCUCCUUACAUUUUGAAAGGACCAGUGUACCAUGAAUACUGUGAGUGUCCGGAGGAGGAGCCCCACGUCUGGCAGAAAACCCUUUCUUGUCCAACUGAGGAACCUCAGAUUGCAAAGGAUUUUGCUUCCUUCCCCAGCAUCAAUCUUCAGCAGAUGCUAAAUGAAAUCCCUAAGAGGUUUGGGGAUGAGAGGGGCGCCAUUGUUCAUUACACUAUUCUGAAUAAUCGUAUUUACCGGAGAUCUUUAGGGAAAUACACAGACUUCAAAAUGUUCUCUGAUGAGAUUUUGCUGUCACUGGCAAGAAAGGUCAUCCUCCCAGACUUAGAAUUUUAUAUCAAUCUUGGCGAUUGGCCCUUGGAGCAUCGAAAAGUCAAUGAAACCCCUGGCCCUGUACCAAUCAUUUCAUGGUGUGGCUCCCAGGAUUCAAGAGAUGUUAUCCUUCCAACCUAUGACAUUACCCAUUCCACACUUGAAGCAAUGAGGGGUGUUACAAAUGAUCUCCUCUCUCUUCAGGGAAAUACAGGCCCUUCCUGGAUCAAUAAAACAGAGAAAGCUUUCUUCAGAGGUAGAGAUAGCCGAGAGGAGAGGCUCCAGUUGGUACAGCUUUCCAAAGAGAAUCCGCAGCUACUAGAUGCAGGAAUUACAGGAUAUUUCUUUUUCCAAGAGAAAGAAAAAGAGCUUGGAAAAGCCAAGUUGAUAGGUUUCUUUGAUUUCUUUAAGUACAAGUAUCAGGUGAAUGUGGAUGGGACUGUGGCUGCAUACAGGUACCCCUAUCUCAUGCUGGGGGACAGCCUGGUUCUGAAGCAGGACUCACCGUAUUAUGAACAUUUCUACAUGGCGCUGAAGCCCUGGAAACAUUAUGUUCCUGUUAAAAGAAAUCUUAGUGAUGUACUAGAGAAAGUGAAAUGGGCCAAGGAAAAUGAUGAAGAAGCCGAGAAGAUUGCCAAAGCAGGGCAGUUGACGGCCAGAGAACUGCUCCAACCACACAGGCUUUACUGCUACUAUUACAGCGUCCUACAGGAAUAUGCCAAGCGCCAGUCCAGCAAACCCAAAGUACGUGAGGGAAUGGAACCUGUGCCUCAGCCAGAUGAUGACAUGUCCCUCUGCCACUGCCACAGGAAAAAGCCCUUCAGAGAAGAGCUGUAGUCAGCCCACGUUCGGCGUCCUGUGUACAUCAGCUCUAACAAGCCCUGGGAUGGACACCAAGCUGUGAAGGACAGCAGUACACAAGACGUCACCCAGUGGCCAUAAUGCGGCUGCGCAUGGCAGUAUUUGAGCAGCUAUUACCAAAUAUCUUUGAAUAUUAAUUUGUUUUAGGUAAACAUUGCUUUUCUCAGCAUCAUGGUUUUUCUGAACAGAAAGCCUGAGGACUGUAGCAGAUAGAGUCCUGCCCAACUGUAAACCGCGUCUGAGUCCGUUUUUACCACAUGUGUUAGUUUCCUCCCAUUCUUUGCCCACUUUGUGCCACUUCCAUUUAUGACAAGAAAGUAUUUGUUUGGAAGCCCCCUCCACAGCGCUGCUGCGCAUGCUCUCCCCUCUUAGAAGCUGCUUUUGGCAUUCAGUAAUCAUGGCCUGUCAGCAGGUGUUUAAGACAGCAGUGAAGCACCGCCACACUGGAGGAGGGGCUUUGGCUGCUCAGCUUCCAAUCCAG